Molecule: messenger RNA, 1733 nt
Organism: Zychaea mexicana
Lineage: Eukaryota; Fungi; Mucoromycota; Mucoromycetes; Mucorales; Lichtheimiaceae
Product: FAD binding domain-containing protein
Exons: 4
Coding region: 80-1621 (513 amino acids)
Molecular function (GO): FMN binding; oxidoreductase activity
Source: RefSeq, a predicted model, not a curated record
GGGAAAAUCGAGCGCGGUUAUCGAAUGACUUUUUUUUUUCUUCUUCCCUAAAAACCGCCCUUUUUGGAUUUGGAAAUUCAUGCGCUUUGUUUCUUUUUUACUGCUCCUUAUAUCCAUCCUUCUCUACCACUACUACAGCACCUACUACUCAGACGACAUGGGAAACGAGACCUUACCUAUUCUUAUUAUUGGUGGCGGUUUGGCAGGAUUAUCUGCUACGGUCGAAGCAGCGACACUGGAACCUUCUGUUAAAGUCAUUCUUGUAGACAAGGAAGCCAAUAUUGGUGGUAAUUCUGCAAAAGCAACGUCUGGAAUCAAUGCCAUGACCGAACCGGGCGAUUCGCUUGACGCGUUCGAAAGAGAUACCCUCGCGUCAGGCGGCGGGCUGUCCAAUCCAGACCUCGUGCAUAAGCUUGUGCAUGAAAGCGAAGAAGCUCUGGCAUGGCUCAAGUUGCAAGACCCGACCUUGGAUCUGGGAGUUGUCUCUCAAUGCGGUGGUCAUACGCAUCCACGUACCCAUCGAUGCCCUCCAGCACCGGAUGGCAGACCUGUCCCAGUCGGGUUCCGGACCAUCACUGCGUUGAAAGACCGAAUCGCCCAGCUGAGCAACGUGCAAGUGUGGACCAGCACUCGUGUGGCCAAUAUCUAUCCAGAGGAGAAACGCGUGCGACUUGUCAAGGAAGGAGAGACACUGGAUUUGGAUGUGUCUGCGGUCGUGCUCACAAGUGGGGGAUUUGCAGGACAGACACAGGAGUUGCAGCAGCCCGAGGGGACCAAGACCUUACUAAGUGAAUAUGCACCCCAGCUUCUCAACACUGCCACGACGAAUGGACCAUGGGCCAACGGUGACGGUGUGCGGCUGGGUUUGGCUGCUGGUGCUGCGACAAAAGAUAUGGAACACAUCCAAGUGCAUCCAAGUGGUUUUGUGGACCCAAACAAUCCAAAUUCAGGCUCAAAGUUUCUGGCGCCCGAAGCUUUACGUGCUUACGGUGCAGUGAUGCUGAAUGCUGAUGGACACCGGUUUGCAGACGAACUGUCCAGACGUGAUGUGCUGACAAAGUCGAUCUUUGAAGCCAACAGCCGUGGCAGGGGUCAUUUACCGCCAGAUUAUGCCUCCUGUUAUCUGGUGCUGACCGAGCCUAUGAUUGAGCAGUUUGGUAAAGCAACGGCCUCGUUUUACGCGAAAAAGGGCCUCUUUGUCCAGUGCAACGGAUUGGACGAGGUGGCAGCAUACAUCCAAGUGGAUCCAACACAGCUCAAGGACGAAUUCACACGCUAUGACAUGCACGUUGUGGAGCGCAAAAAUGAUACCUCUGUCAAAGCAGCUCCGGAUGCUUUUGGCAAAACUGUGUUUCCAAACCCCAUCACUUCUGACGGUACCUAUUGGGUCGGCAUCAUUACCCCAUGUGUGCACUACACGAUGGGUGGACUUGCUAUCAACAGCGAAGCCGCUGUGAUGUCCUCUAAAACUAACAAUCCCAUACCAGGUCUCUUUGCUGCUGGUGAAGUAACGAGCGGCGUUCAUGGCCGUAACAGAUUGGCUGGAAACUCGCUUUUGGAAUGUGUGGUUUAUGGAAGAACAGCUGGCCGUAGUGCUUCUUUAUAUGCUAGUGAAAAUUAAAAGAAUAAAAUACAUGAUUAUCUACGCUAAGUAUGUGAAUAUUAUAUACAAUUGUUCUUGAAUCGGUGGCUCCAUGUACAGUUAAGAAGGUGGUGGUGGUGGUGGUGGUUGG